Molecule: messenger RNA, 1739 nt
Organism: Rubroshorea leprosula
Lineage: Eukaryota; Viridiplantae; Streptophyta; Magnoliopsida; Malvales; Dipterocarpaceae
Source: the annotation of a GenBank genome assembly
CCUUCAAUUCUAGGGAAAUAAAAUUGGGGAUCUGGGGAUUUAGGGUUUUAUCUCUGCCAGCUUCUAUCGUCUCCUUUCAAAAAUUGAUCUCAAUGUUACAAAGUACAGGAAAAGAUGCACGCCGUGUGAAGAGACAGUAGAAACCCAUGAUUUCAGAAAUGUAAGCAACCUAAAUACCACCAAAUGCAACAAAAAAAUAUAAUUCCCAUCUGCCCAUCUCCUAAUCUUCCUAAACAGAAGCAACCCCUCAACGCCCACAAAAAAUCCGAGCCAAACCCACAAGACCCAUCAAUAGAAAGCACCUAUUUCACCUAAAGAAGUUAAGAGCUGUGAUUGAAGUAGAAAUAAGACGAAUUUCUCCGGUGAAACAAGGACCAUGAAAAUUAAAAAAGCUUACUUUUUGAGAAUUUUUGAGUCCUUUUUGAGAAUUUUUGAGUCUCGGGGAAAAAUCUGGGCAGGGUAUUGGUUGUUGUUGCUAUCAAAUCUUGAAGAAUAGAAUGUAUGGACUGGAUUCCUAGGAAAAGUAAGACCUGUUUUUGCUCUGCUAUCUUCGCCGGAAACAACUGCGGCCUCUCCAACCUAAAUUUCUUUUGGCUUGAAAGCGUGGAUGUUUUGAUGGAGAGGAAAGAUGGCAAUAAGACGAAUAGUAGUAGAAACUGUUUACAGUACGAAGUUCCCCUUGGCUACAGCAUUGAAGACAUUCGUCCCAAUGGUGGCAUCCAGAAGUUCCGAUCUGCUGCUUACUCCAACGCUCCUCCUCUCCAUUCCUCCAAUCCUCCAAUUUGCAAGUUCUUUGCUAUUCACUGUUUAUCGUGUGUCAUUUACUCUCGUGGCUCCUUCAUCUUCCCCGACCACCAACCUGCUCUUCACCGUAGCUUCUCUGAGGAAGUCGCUAUGUUAAACGAAUUCUUCAGCGAUUUAAUUGCUGAGGCUUAUGGGAUUGGCGAUCCAGUUGUUCCUCACCGGAAUUGGCAUAUAUACUCAGCUAUGUCAGGAGAAGGGAAGCCAUUGAUGAAUGGUGACGAUGAUGGGGUCACUCUGGAAAUGUGCAUGACGGCGUUGGAAAGAGAAAAGGCUGCCGUAUUUUUUAAAGGAUCGGGGAAGUAUAGGGCACAGGAAAUGAGGAACCUGUCGGGAAUUUCGGAUAUAAUUCCGAGUCAUGUGAUAUGUGAUUUUGAGUUUGACCCGUAUGGAUAUUCCAUGAACGGGAUCGAGGGACGGGGACCUGCUUACUCGACUGUGCACGUGACCCCAGAAGAUGGGUUCAGUUACGCGAGCUACGAGGCUAUGGGGUUGGACACUGGGUCUGUUAAAUUGGAGGAUGUGGUCCGUCGGGUGCUAAGAUGUUUUAGUCCGGGUGAGUUUUCUAUCGCAGUCACGUGUCGUGGUGUGGCCCGGUGCCGGGCUGUGGAGGAUGCUAAUGUGGAAGGGUAUACAUGUCAGAACAUCGGGAAUCAGGAGUUGCCAGGAGGUUGGUGGGUGGUGUAUCGAAACUACUCGGCGAGGAACAAAGAAUGCGGCGUCACGACACCGCCUAGGCCCUAGAGUGAGCUUGCAGGCCUGGAAAGAGGUGGCAGAGGAAGAAAUGGGCGGCGCCGUCACCUGUCCUUAUGUGUCGUUUGCUUGAGGCCGCUUCGAGCCUCGUUCUCGGUUGAAAAUAAUGCCUAUAUGUGGGACUCCUUCCGACAUGAUGUACCAUUACCAUCCUAUUCUUUUUUAAAUAGAAUUUAACAUUUUGU